Molecule: messenger RNA, 7189 nt
Organism: Nothobranchius furzeri (turquoise killifish)
Lineage: Eukaryota; Metazoa; Chordata; Actinopteri; Cyprinodontiformes; Nothobranchiidae
Source: RefSeq, a predicted model, not a curated record
ACUACUAAUACUACUACUACUUUUACUAACUACUACUUCUAACUACUACAAAUACUUCAACUAACUACUACUACUAACCACUACAACUACUUCAACGAUGAUGAUCUCUGUAGCAAAUAGUAGUAGUCAGUAAUAUAAUUAGACAGCUAGAAGGACCAGUAAUGAUGCUGGUUCUGUUUAGAAAUGUACUUUAACAAUGCAAUGUUAAUAUUGUUAACCUUGACAUAUUUUUUAACAAAAAUCACCAUUUCCCCCCAUUGCUACCAAUACUGACCUAAGGGAGUUGGUUUCUUCUGCAGCUGCUUGUGUAUUUACCUACUUGGUCAUCAGUCAAUGAUGCAUAAUUGAUUUAAUUAACUGAUGUAAAACGUGGCAAAUAUCAGCAGACAGAGUAGUCUGACUUUUUCUUGGUCCACAUAUUUGUUGUUGGAGCAUGCCACCAGCCCCAUUCUCAGAUCUGUUCUGUAGCGUGUUAUUACAUAGACAUGAUUACACCGUGAGCUUCACAAACAUCCAAGAACAUCUGCAUCCCAAAAGGUUUCUCCUAGUUAGACUCAGCCAGCCCACGAGGCUGGUGUUCUCCCCCGGUUUGAAUGAUUGUCUAAAAGGCUGUUUUCAUUCCUCUUCGUUAACAGGCCAAGCCUAUCUAUGCCGGAUGGCUGUGCUUGGCCCCUGAGGGAACUGACUUUGACAAUCCAAUGCAAAGAUCUCGGAAAUGGCAGCGGAGAUUCUUUGUGCUGUACGAACAUGGCUGCCUGCGCUUUGCCCUGGAUGAGUCGCCGAGCACAUUGCCUCAGGGCACAGUGAACAUGAACCUCUGCACAGACGUCAUCGACGCAGAGCCCAAAACGGGCCAGAAAAACUCGCUGUGCAUCAUCACCCCCGAACAGGAGUUCUUCAUCAGAGGAGAGAGUAAAGAGAUCAUCAACGGGUGGAGCGAACAGCUGAUUGUUUAUCCUCGAACGAACAAGCAGAACCAGAAGAAGAAACGCAAAGUGGAGCCAGCCACCUCCCAGGAGCCGGGUCCAGCCAAGGUAGCGGUGACUGGAUCUGGAAUUCCUGAAACGGAUACGAGUCCAGAUUCCAGUUGCAUCAUCUGGCAGGAAGAGCUAAGCCAGAGGGAGGCUGAGAACGUGUCUACCUGGGCUGCUUCUGAGCAGCCUUCAGGGUCACCGCUGCCCCCUGCAGGUGACCUUGUGUCUAUAGGCCAGAGUUCUGAAGGAGGCUCGGUGAACGGUGAUGAUGUGGACCGUGGAGGCCUUGUGCUGCACGGCUCCCUGCUCCAGCCCACUAAAGACCCUCUCUCCCCGACGGGCUCGUGCUCCAGCAUAGGAGGAGUCCCGCGCUGCCUCUCUCCUGUGCCCAGUGACCCCUUCCCUUCCAGCAGUUCUCUGCUGUCAAAUGGCUCCCACAUCAGUGGCUCCGUCAGCUCUCUGGACUCAGAUGCCAGCGGCUGCACCGUCACCAGCACUGAAAGCCACCCGACCAGCCACAGACCCAGCCACCAUGACGUUCCACGCUCCCGGCGGCUUGAGGCUGAGGCCAGAAAGGCCGAGAAGAGGAGUCGCUUCAGGAGCCCCAACCGGCAGGAGAGAGAGGCCGUCCUCAGUCCCGAGAGGAGUCGCUCCGGUGUGAUUGAGAAGUUGGAGGCCUUGGAGCUGGAGAAUCAGGAGAGGAUGGAGGUGGAAGAGUUGGGGGCUGGUGAAGUCAGACAGGGCCGCAGUGAGCACAGGCAUCUCUAUAGAGAGGAGCAAAGGCAGAACACUGGUGAGGGGCUUGACUUCCCCUCCACACUACCCCCCCUGAGGAGAGCCAAGUCUUUGGACCGAAGGACCACCGAGUCGGUCAUGACGCCUGAUUUGCUGAACUUCAAGAAAGGAUGGAUGGUGAAGCUGGACGAGCAAGGCCAGUGGAAGAAGUACUGGUUUGUGUUGACAGAUCACAGCCUGAGGUACUACAAGGAUUCGAUUGCAGAGGAGGCAUCUGAUUUGGAUGGUGAGAUCGACCUGACUACCUGUUACAAUGUGACAGAAUACCAGGCACAGCGCAACUACGGCUUUCAAAUUCAUACCCAGGAAGGAGUUCACACUCUGUCGGCCAUGACGGCUGGCAUACGCAGGAACUGGAUCCAGGCUGUCAUGAAGAACGUCAGACCUUCUAACGCCCCUGACGUGGCCAGCUCAACCGAGGAUUACGGCUCCUUUUCUCCUUUGGAGGGUCUCUGUAGACCAGAUGUCACACAGGACUCCCCGGCCUCUGAGGCUUCUUCUAUUGAGAGGGAAUCUGCUCCAGCUCUCAUAAAGAGCAGAGCUCGAGAACGGCGACGAGAAGGUCGCUCGAAGACAUUCGACUGGGCUGAGUUCAGGCCGAUAGCUCAGGCUCUGGCUCAGCAACGAGCUCAGGAGGCCGAGAGCCUGCAGACAGACGGUGGUGAGCUGGAGCGCGGCCGAAGGAGAGAAGAGAGGAGGAAGAGGUAUGAGUGUGUGGCAAGCUCGGAUCAGGCACACAUCACUGAAGGAGGCAGGACAGACCCUGAGAGUGGGGAUGGAGUCGUACAGACAGACUCGGCGGGUCUCGUUUCUAUGGAGAGGCAGCAGAAGGUGGAGGAGGCGAUAGAACAGCACUGGCGACAGGUGGAGAAGACGCCCAUCCGAGAGGAGAGGCGGGUUCCUCUGCCCGGCACGGGUUCGUCCAAUGAGACCACAGAGCUGGAGCUGCUUCUGGAGGGUUACAAACUAGGGAUAGAGGACCUGAAGGCUCAGCUGUCCAGCUGCCACCAGGAGCUGCUCGACUCCAACAAACACAAACAGGAGGUGGAGCUCCAGCUGAGGAUGGCUCUGGAGCGAGAGCAGGACGUCCGAACCGGCUACAUCUCUCCGCUGGAGCAUCCUUUGGGUCUGGAGGCAGAUGUCACGCCCCAGAUGAAGAGGACCGAACCAGUUAGUUCCCAAGCGCAGAGUUUAACAAAGAAGUACCAGGAGACCAAAGAGCUCCUUAAGCUGCAAGAGCAGAAAAAGCGCCAUAUGCAGGCACAGCUUGGCCUCUCACUUUCUCACCUUCCCAUAAAGGAACCCAACUCCUCUGAACCCCAAAAGACCUCCAAGCUGGAAGGCCCUAUCCCAGACCUUGUCCAAAAAAAGGUUAGCUUCUUGCUCCAAGAUGACACAAAGGCCAUCCAGGAACUAGAAGACCUUGUAAUAGAUGAGCCUCUCACUCUGAAUGAACUUGGCAAAGUGCUGAAACUCCAUGUCUUUAGUCAGAACACCACAGGAAAACAUGAACUUAAGGAGCUUCUGGAGACUUGGAAGUCCCAGCAGGAAAUGGAAAAUGAAACCAUGAGGAUGAGUUUAGCCAGAGCAGGAGAGAGCAUACGAGAAUAUGAAGCCCGUCUGCUGACCAUGGAGGACAAAGUUCAGAAACAGAGUUUGGGGAGUCUGAAGAGCUCCCAUGGUGCUUUGUCUAAAGGGGAAACACACUCAUCUGGUCACAUGACUGUUGGGUUGCUCUCUCAGAGGGUUGAGCUGUUAACGAGUGAGAACUGCGCCCUGAAGCAACGAUGUCAAGAGAUUGUGAACCAGCUCACAGAGGCCGACAGGGAAAUAGACCGACUGAAAGUGGAACUAAUCAGCCAGCAGGGCGGCAAGCAGCAACAUCUGGUUGAGGAGGAGCUGAAGAGACUGAAGGCAGAGUUGGCUGAAAACCAGGCAAACGCCAUUGACCGGGAGUACUACGAGAGAGAGCUGAAUGAGAAGUCUCUGAGACUCCAUGAAGCUUUGGUUACUUUGGAGGAACUCGGCAACACCCUUAAAGACUCUGAGAAGAAGCUUCAGCUGAAGGAGGCCACGCUAAGGGGUCUGGGCUUCCAGACACAUCACGAGGACAAGGACUUGGAGCCAGAGAAGGAACACAUCAGGGAGCUCCUGGAAGCCUCGAAAGCUGAAGUUUUUGAGACAAACGCAAGACUUGAGUCUAUGCAGGAACGCUGUGAGGAACUAGAAGCUAGAAACCGUGAGCUAGACACUCUGAAUCAGGAAACUGUAAAUGUUAAUGAGGAGAAGCUAGUCAAAGCUCAAAACGAAGUGAGGAUACUAAGACAGAGGUUAGAAGUGAAGAUGGGUAGGGACGAUCAGAACGUUGGUGAAAGUAGAGAGGUGCAGGAAGAUGAUCAAAAGCUUUUUAGAAAAGUGAUAGAUGAGUUUGAGAUGAGGUCUAAGGCAAUAGAAAAGGUCGUGGAGAUGUUAUUAAAACUAGAUGUCAACGUAGAUGGGACACUUGGUCAUUUACGAAGCACUUUACUUGGUUCUUCUAAAGAGGAACCAGUUUGCGUGAGAGGAAAGAAGAUGAGCUCAGUGUUGGAGUGGGAGUUCUGGAGCCGGCUGUUGGGCCUGGCUGAAGUACAACCAGAUGAAAGCAGACCUAUUAGUGAAGCAGGCCUGGUAGAGGUCCUGAAGGCACAGAGGAGCCGGCUGCUGUUGCAGGAGGCAGCUUGUUCACGGGACGAAGCUGAGACUGAGACAGAUUUUGCAGCAGUGGAGGGCUGUCUUGAUGACAAAACCAACGUUAUGGUAUUUAAACAGUUAACAGAAACUUUGAAGGCAAAGUAUCAUCAUUUGAAGCAGAUCACUUCUACUCUGAAAAUGAACAAAGACGACAAACUCAUGUCUUUAGCUCAAGGAAGCCUUGGUCCUGGGCAAGAACAGAAGCAGCCUUUAGAAUAUCUCCUGGAUUCCCUCAAGGAAGCAUGCAUGUUGUAUGUGAUCAUUAGGUUGAAGGUUCAGCUCAUCACUAAACAAAAUCACACCCAAGAUCAGGAGCUAAGUCAAAACUGUCUCAGCUGCUUUAAGUUGGAAGAGUCUGCUAGAGAGCUCCGGUCAAAACUAGAAGAUCUGCAGGAUCAACUUUCUGAGGCCUCUGCAAACGCUGCUGCAGGACCACAGUCGUUGAUCCAGAUCGGAGGAGAACCCCUAGAGUCUGUGAGUAAAACCAUUGGGCUUCAUGAUAUGGUAGCUAGGCACAGGAAGGAGCUGCAGGGUGUCGAAGACAGCUAUAAGCAGGAAGUAGACAAGUUGAGGCAGGAAAUAGCAAACGCCAAUGAGAGCCUUCGUGUUUGUUCACAAGAGAACAUGAAAGAGAUAGACUCACUAACUAACUGCAUGGAGAAACAGAAAAAGAAGCAUGAGAGGGAAAAGACUGACCUAGUGGAGAGGUUUGAUCAGGAAAUGGAGGAGUUGAGGAGCAUGAUGAGUCUGGUGAAUCCAGAGAGGAAUGGAGUCGAUAAACCAUCGGACCAUGUCUCAGUCCAUCAGUCCACCCUGAGGGAACGCAUCCAGGAGCUGGUCGGCCAAGUGUCGGACAUGACAGAAGAGAUGAGGCGACGCGAGGAACAGGGCGACACAAACACUCUGCGGCUGAAAUACGAGAGGGAUCUGGAGCACCUUAAGGCCACCUGUGAAAGGGGCUUUGCUGCCAUGGAGGAGUCCCAUCAGAAAGUGAUUGAAGAGCUGCAGAGGAAACACCAGAGAGAGCUGGAGAACCUGCAGGAGGAGAAAGAAAGGCUUCUGGCUGAGGAAACAGCCGCAACAAUCGCAGCUAUUGAAGCGAUGAAGAACGCCCACCGGACAGAGCUGGAGAAGGAGCUGGACAAAGCUCGCAAGGCUAGUAGCAAUGCAGAAAACGCAGAUAUCGAAGAGAUCCGCAGACAGCAUGAGGAGGAGCUGUGUUCCUUCCAGAGGGAAAUUGAGGUGUUGUCAGAACAGUAUUCCCAAAAGUGCCUGGAAAACGCCCACCUGGCCCAGGCGCUGGAGGCUGAGAGGCAGGCCCUCAGGCAGUGUCAGAGAGAGAACCAGGAGCUCAACGCACACAACCAGGAGUUAAACAACCGUCUGGCAGCAGAAAUCAGAAACAUGCGCUCCAUGACUUCUGAGGAAGGAGCGGGAGAUUCUAACACCACCAUACAUGGAAAAGAGCUGUAUGAGUUGGAGGUGAUGUUGAGGGUGAAGGAGUCCGAGGUCCAGUACCUGAAGCAGGAGAUCAACUCUCUGAAGGAGGAGCUGCAGGCUUCCCAAAGAGACAAGAAGUAUGCAACAGAUAAGUACAAGGACAUCUACACAGAGCUGAGCAUCGUCAAGGCCAAAGCAGAACGAGAUGUUGGCCGGCUCAGAGAGCAGCUGCAGCUGGCUCACGAAGCGCUCGGAGAGCCGUCACCGGAAGACGUGGAACGAGGAGGAUACGACAUCAUGAAAUCCAAAAGUAACCCUGACAUCCUCAAGAUGGCUGCUGCCGCAGCCAAACGCUCAGAGCGCACCAUGAGGUCAAAGUCUGUGAAUCGAGACAUGCCCUGGGACACUUAGGCAGCUGAAGACUUGUAGGCUUCCUCCCCCUUCUCUUUUAGAGUCUGAAGGAAGGGCUGACGGCGGAGCAGAAACUCCACCUGUUUGAUAACAAAGACUCUAAGGAGUUCUGACUGCGACACUCGGUGCUGGGCUGCAUGAUCAGAAGCCACUAUGUUAAUAUAUCUAUGUAUUCAGUUACACCACACACUGGUCACACAACACAGAUCUUAUCUAAUGAACACCACACGGCAUGAAGUCUGAGUUACAUGUAGAGUCUGCAUUCCAUGCACUUCAGUUUACUGUGACAUUUUUGUAUUUUUCCUGCUUUGUCUUCUUGUAAAUAAUGUUUUUAAAAUGCCAUGUGUACACUAAAACUCUGACUGUGUAAGCUACUGUUUUAACUCUAGUCUGUUGCUAGCCAGAGACGUAGCGGUGAUGUCCGAUGGCACAACCACAUGAUGAGAAGCCUUAGGAACUAGUCUAAUCUGCACGUUAGCGCUCUGCCUCUCCAUCAUCAGAGCACAGAUGGGGGUGUAGGAAUUUUACCGUUCAUCUUCAAUCUAAAUCAACAAUCUCUCUGGAAACACUCAACCCCACAUGUUGGUUGGCUGGCUAUAUUUUGAAUAUUUGCAUACAUUUUGACACACACACACACUACAGUUUUCAGUCCAGCUGUACAGGACUUAGUCUUUGUAGUCUUUCUUGUUCAGUGGCAGUUUCUUAAUAUUUAUUUAAAUGAUUGGGAUUAUUAUUUCAGCAUCCCCGUUCCUCUGUACCCUGACUGUAUAUAUAAAGCAAAUACACACCAACUGACUACAGGUUUAUUAGCAAUAAAUAUUUUUGCACCCUUUGCAUUA